Molecule: messenger RNA, 2927 nt
Organism: Chelonoidis abingdonii (Abingdon island giant tortoise)
Lineage: Eukaryota; Metazoa; Chordata; Testudines; Testudinidae
Gene: SSTR5
Product: somatostatin receptor 5
Biological process (GO): neuropeptide signaling pathway; cellular response to glucocorticoid stimulus; regulation of insulin secretion
Cellular component (GO): neuron projection; plasma membrane
Molecular function (GO): somatostatin receptor activity; neuropeptide binding
Source: RefSeq, a predicted model, not a curated record
CACUAAGCGAGCGAGCGCCCCUUACUCGGGAAGGAGCCGGGCUUUCCCGAUCCCGGACUGGGGGGGUUCGCUCUCUGCUCGGACAACUUUGCAGCCAGCUCCAUCGCGCACCUGUAACUUCCUCCACGGAGCACCCAGAGCCUGGGAGACUCCAGCUGAUCGCUGGGGGCCGUGGACAUUGGGAUAUCACCCUCUCCCCUCUUUUGCUGAGUAUUCCUCUCCCUGGUGUUUCCCAGCCCCCAAGCCCCUGGGAGGGACCCAGGCGACGAGCGCUUUGCAGCGAUCUCCCGUUCACACAGGACUUUUCCCACGCGGAUUCGGGCACAGCUCAGAGUCGUCGUUUUUUGUUUUUUUUUUGCAGCGUGUUAGCCACCUCCAUCCCCGCCGCUCCAGCAGGUAGGCAGCUGCUCCCCCUGGCCUGCCCCCUGUCUGCGUGGAUUGCCGUGGGGCGGUAGGGGGCUAAGCUUCCAGCUGCUUCCCUUUCACACCCGUUUUAAAGCCUGUAAAAAGGGGUGGGGGGAAGAGAAGCGAAGAUCUGAUCCCCGUUUAGCUGGCUUCGGAGGGAGAAGAGGCGGCUGGAUCAGCGGGGAAGCGGGGCUAGUUUAUUUCAGACCUGGAUCUUACCAAGAAGAAUCCACGGACAUGCAGACGUUCCUUCCAGCAAUACAAGUUCUUUUCCCAACCAUGCUGGGACACAGUCAGAACUGGCAUACUGCAGGGAAGAGUACCAUUCACAGAAGCAUCAACUCUACUUUCUGCAGAAGACUGUUUUCUUCAGACAUUGACUCCCCACCUGCGAAUUUCAAAAUCAGAACAAACUAUUUCCUACUAUUACUGAGAGCAGAAGGAACUUACACUAUGGCCCACUGGAAUGUAGUGGAUGAAAGAGAAAUAACCUGCUGAGUUGACCGCAAGGAACAAGAUGUUUGUGAAUGUUAAUCUAUCUCAGCCUUAAAAAAAUUGGGAAAGGAAAAAUGGAUCCUUUAUAUUUUUCCAGUGCUUUUGGCAUGGAGGUGAGUGCCCAAGAUGUAAAUUCCUCCUCACUGAUGAACAUGACGAACAAUAGAACUGUGACAGGACUUCCUGUGUCCAAAGAUGUUCACACAGUUCUUAUCUCUGUCAUAUACUUCCUUGUAUGUGCAAUCGGACUCAGUGGGAACACCUUGGUCAUUUAUGUGGUUUUGCGUCAUGCCAAGAUGAAAACAGUCACCAACAUUUACAUCUUGAAUUUAGCCGUAGCCGAUGUUCUCUUCAUGCUUGGCUUGCCAUUCCUGGCUACUCAGAACACCAUCUCUUACUGGCCCUUUGGCUUCUUUUGGUGUCGGCUUGUUAUGACCUUAGACGGCAUUAAUCAAUUCACCAGUAUCUUUUCCUUGACUGUCAUGAGUAUGGAUCGCUACCUUGCAGUAGUUCAUCCCAUCAAGUCCACCAAAUGGCGGCGUCCAAGGGUGGCCAAACUGAUCAGUAUAACGGUCUGGACUUUCUCAUUCUUGAUGGUUCUUCCAGUCAUUAUAUUUGCAGAUGUUCAGGAACACCUUCACACCUGCAACAUGAACUGGCCAGAGCCAGUAAACAUAUGGUCAGCAGUCUUCAUCAUUUACACGUCGGUUUUAGGAUUUUUUGGACCCCUGCUGGUGAUCUGCCUCUGCUACCUGCUGAUCGUGAUUAAGGUCAAGUCUUCUGGGGUCCGAGUUGGGUCCACGAGGCGCAGGCGGUCAGAAAGGAAAGUGACCAGGAUGGUGGUCAUCAUCGUGGUCGUCUUUGUGUUUUGCUGGCUCCCAUUCUAUAUACUAAACAUUGUCAAUUUGAUAUCCACCUUGCCGGAAGAGCCUGGGUUACUUGGUGUUUACUUCUUUGUGGUGGUUCUGUCCUAUGCAAACAGCUGUGCCAACCCCAUACUUUAUGGAUUUCUCUCUGACAACUUCAAGCAGAGUUUUCAGAAAGUUUUAUGUCUCCGGAAGGGGAAUGGUGUUGAAGACGGAGAUCCAACCAAGCACAGGCAGGAGAACAGCAGCCGCUUGCAAGAAGCAAUGCUAACCCAGAGAAACAUGGAAUUCAAUGGACAUAUGCAAACAAGUAAGGUGUGAGGUCCUGGCUUGAAAAACUGUAAAUAAACUGCAGAACUGAAAAACUGGUGGGGGAUGUGUGUGUGUGUGCAAAUCAGAGAUAAACUGAAAUCCUGAGACUCACAAGCUCAAACAAAUGUACAUAGAUUCCCUCUCCCCAUGAAUUAGGGAUUAUAUUGAAUUCUGUGGAAUGCCUAAGGCAUGUAGCUAAAGCAAUAGGACAUGUUAUCACUUUCUCUUUCUAUAUGCGGGGGACAGAUUUAGUGGUACAUUCUGGCUGCUGGCUGCCAUUCUGGUGAUGCACAGCAGCUGUGAGUCUGUUUUAACCAUCCUAUUUGUUUUGCGUUGCCGGAUCAGCAAAAAGCAGAGAGUGUAUUGGUUCAUUUGCCCCAAAGUAUUCUCAAAAGUUUGUUAAGUGAGUGUUUUAUAUUAAAAAAGGAAAAAGCACUAUUUCUUAAGUGGCAGUUUUCAAAGUAACAUAGCUCACAGCACUAAUUUACUGAUCUUGGAAGUAUGCAUAUGCCAUAGUUUUGAAAUGCUGCUUAACCAUUUGCAUUGUUUUACUGUAAUUAUCCCACAUAAGAGACUCCAAAUGCCCAGAAGUGUUUCAAGUCAAUUGAACCUCCCCCCCACCUUGAAAAAGAAUUAUUAAAUGAAUGUGAAAUGGAAAAUUCAUUCAUAGUGCGUAUAACAUUCUAAUCCAAGCUGCUUAUGAAAUGUAACGCCGUCACUUUAUUACUAUGUAAAUGACAGUGAUUGUGAAGUCCUGAAAAGCUGUUCUGUGUCUAUUUAUUGGUUCUGAAUGUAAGUAUGGAUCUGAAUUUAAAUUGUAUUUUCAGAAAUUAAAACAAGUUGAAUUCC